This is a messenger RNA of Lutzomyia longipalpis, 2569 nucleotides long. RefSeq lists its product as uncharacterized. Gene Ontology annotation, molecular function: monocarboxylic acid transmembrane transporter activity. The transcript is spliced from 5 exons. The coding region runs from base 147 to 2186 and encodes 679 amino acids. The record is from RefSeq and is a predicted model, not a curated record. NCBI's taxonomy places the organism in Eukaryota, Metazoa, Arthropoda, Insecta, Diptera, Psychodidae. Gene Ontology annotation, biological process: monocarboxylic acid transport; transmembrane transport.
GUGUGGCCGCGCGUAGUGAUUAAGUAACAUUCACUGUUGGAGCUUUUUUUUUCUUGCCUUUUUUGUAAGCUCCUGUGGAUCUCUGUGUGAGGGAUGUGUGAUCCUUUCUUGGUUGCGUGAAGUGUGUUCUCUGUGUGGCUGUGACAAUGGGUGUGAGGGAGGAGAUUAUCGUGGAGGAGAAUGAGGAGGCACCUGAGAAGGAAGAUGUGAAGAAAAUUCCUCCCGAUGGGGGAUGGGGCUUUGUGGUUAUCCUCGCCUACGGACUAGCCAAUGGAAUCGUCAUCCCUGUCCUUCAGGCUUUUGGGCUGAUAUACAAUGAAACCUUCCAGCGGAUGGAAAUGACCGCCACGGACUCAGCCAUGAUCGUGAAUGUGGCCUCAGCUGUGGGAAUGGGGAUGGGGCUCUUCAAUGGGCCCCUGCUGAGAAUUUAUGGCUACAGGAAAGUGAGUGUGGCGUCUGGAGUAUUCUUCUCAGUUGGUCUCAUUCUCACCUCGUGGGCAUCAACUUUCACUCACUUCAUUAUUACCUACAGUAUUCUAACAGCCAUUGGCUUCGGGAUGGCCACAUCGGGCUUCUCACUUGCCCUCAACUCUUUCUUCGUGGUACGACGCAACAAAGCCGUGGGUAUUGCCAUUACAAUCACCGGCCUCGGUCCCAUCUUCUUCCCACAAUUUGUAACUUACCUCCUGACAAAUUAUGGCGUUCAGGGAAGUAUGCUCAUCAUUGGAGCCUUCUCCCUUCACAUUGUCAUGGCGGGAUUGCUUCUGCAGCCAAUUAAAUGGCACAUGAUUGAUGAAAAACCAUCUCCUGAUGCUCCCGUCAAAGAGAUUGAGUUGCAACCUGUUCCCAUCAUGAAACCAGAAGGGAAUCACUUUAGAUUCGAUUCAAAGAGAAGCAGCAUCUCUUCGUACCACACUGUGGAGGCAAAAUCAGACAGUUUGCCCCGGAAGGUGCCAGAGAGGAGGGAAGAAACGUGGGAAUUCUCAUCGGAUGAUGAGGAAAUGUAUUUGGAGUAUCCCUACCGAAGGAUUUCCAUUGAUCACAAUGCUGACAUUCAGAGUAUCUAUGGAUUUGAAGUUAUCCAUCCGAUGAAACUCAAUGUGGACCGUCAGUGUAGCUCAAAAAGCCCUGAUGUUCUUGAAGCCAAGAAAUGUGCACCAUUUACUGAUCUUGAGCGUGUUAGGUGUGACAUGGGAAGCCCACCACCAUCUCCUGGGCCCUUGAGUGCUGUACCGAAGAAGAGGUGGUUUGAAACAGGUUCAUUGGAUACGGUUAAUCUUGGGAGUUCCAUGAAGAUCUUCGAUGAGAAGUACCACGAGAGAGAUCCACGAAGGAGUCAUCCUGGAAGUCGACGUGGGAGUUGUGUGAAAAUAGUGGAAGAAGGGGAAAAGGCAGCGGAGGAAAAACCUCUCACCAAUGGGAAGAGCAGGUCUUCAAAGAAAGCCUACAACAGAGCAAUCAGCUCGGACAGCUACUACGCAAAUCUCCCCAUAAGGAAGUCAUUUAGAAAGAGAUGUCGCCGACAGUUGCUUCGUGUUGCAAAAUUCUUCGAUUUAGAUCUUCUGCAGGAUCCAAUCUACGUCAACAUGAUGCUGGGCAUGUCAAUUGCAAUCUUUGCUGAGCUGAACUUUUCCCUCUUCACGCCAUUCAUCCUUGCCGAUAUGAACUUUACUACGGAGGAGAUUGCAUCUGUGAUGUCCCUUCUUGCGAUCUCCGACAUUGUCUUCCGCUUCUUGGCGCCUUUUAUUGGUGACUACUUCCAUCAAUCAUCGCGGCUUAUGUACAUGUAUAGCCUUGUGAUGUUAAUCAUAGGACGAAUGUGCGUUCCCUUUGCCACCUCGUACUCAGUGAUGCUGGGCGUUGGCUUCUUCCUGGGGGUGGGGAAGGGCGUCCGUUCUGUCUAUAUGAGCCUCGUUAUUCCCAACUACGUCAGCAUUGAGAGGCUUGCAUCGGCUUCGGGCAUACAAAUGGUCACCAAUGGGUUUCUUCUGCUUAUACUUGGACCUCUUAUGGGAAUUAUUCGUGAUCUUUCCGGUAGCUAUGCGAUGUGCAUAAUCUUCAUUAACCUCGUAACAGCCACAACACUCGUCAUGUGGACAUUUGAGAUGAUCUACCUGAAAUAUCGUAGCGGAAGGAAGUAUCCACAGCAACAGGAAGAACAUCCAGAAGUAAGUCAGAAAAAGUAGAAGAUUCACUUUGAUGGGAAGAAUGUUUUCUUUUUGUGGCACACACACACAAUGGACUCCCCCGCGCAUUUCUUCCCAUCUCUACGCACAAGAAAAUUCUCGUUUCAUUGCAAAUUUCUCCGGCAAUGGUGCGAGAAAGUCUCGCGCGAAAAGUGACUCUAUGGAAAUCAAUGAAAGCCUUCCACAAUGCACGUUGUCUGUGUGUGCCGCAAAGUAAGUCAAGAAAAAUUGAUUUAUUUCCCAUCACAAUCGUGAUCGAGUUGUGAUUAUCUUCUUCGUAUUUUAGUUAUAUGUUAUGUACAUAAAUAAAUAGUGAAGACUGAGUGGGGGUGGGCGUAGAUGAGAGAGUGAUGCUGAUGAAGAAUAAAGAAUUGCCUUUUUAA